CGAAGCUCUAGUACCUGAAGCAACUGCAUCACACCACAAGCUUUGCAGUCGAGUGCACACGCGGUCGGCAUGAUGCGCGGUAGUACAGCGUGCAUAUAAGGGCAUGGCUGCACUGGCACCGAGUCUCCUCACCGCUAUUGCGACCUCAGGGACUCCUCGGCUGCUUUGCAGUCACGUACAACACUACGGAAGCAGUGUCUCAAUCAGCUUUUUCUACUCGGAGAACGCAAGCUCAAGGCAGCUGAGACAUGAGCUUUGGUACGGUUUCCGGUGCUAUCGGCAUGUAUGCUGCGGGCCUAGCUACCUGGCAGUUAGUUGGAGACCGAAAGGAAUGGGACGUCCAGUUGCACAUCAAGGAACUCAAAGCGACCAUGAAACAAAUUGAGGACAUGAGAUCCACCAUCAAGCCAGCGGAGUGCGAGUUGAUCAUGCGAUUCAGACCUGAAUUUUUCGCUCAUUGGGAUGAAUUUGCGAAGGACAUGAGUGAGGCUCUAGACAUCUGGGAUGAAGCCGCUUCAGGUGCAAGCUGGUUGCAGCGGAACAGACCAGCAUUUGCAAAUACACUAAAGCAAAAGGUGUACAAGGCGAAGCGAUCGGUAGGAGCUUUCCGAGCGGAUAUAUUGAAAACGACGAAUACCGUUAGACGCAGACUUGGUUCAACAGCAGCGGAAAAUGUUCCCUCCUGGAAUUCUAGUGCCACAAGGGACAAUCUAUCGGGCUUGAUCGAUAGGGUGAUGUCGUUGCUGCCCCUACCGCCGAUCGACGCAGGCGAUACCUUAGAAUCCCCUGAACAAAUGUUCUCUGAUGUCAACAAUCAUUCCAAUGAUGCUAGCACCAUGGUAUGAUUCUCGCGUGGAUGAAACAUUUAAGCUAUGUUACACACGCGGAGCCAUAUUUCGGGGUUGGUUGGUAGCCCUGUCUAUCCUCACUAUGUGCCGUGAUCAUCCCGCC
Messenger RNA from Laetiporus sulphureus 93-53, 951 nucleotides. RefSeq lists its product as uncharacterized. NCBI's taxonomy places the organism in Eukaryota, Fungi, Basidiomycota, Agaricomycetes, Polyporales, Laetiporaceae. The coding region runs from base 249 to 845 and encodes 198 amino acids. The transcript has 7 exons. The record is from RefSeq and is a predicted model, not a curated record.